AUGGAAGCUCGGGAGAGUGAAGAGGUCGCCCCCUUGGUCGUCACCGCGUCUGCUGCGCCCGCGGAGGAUAGAUCUCUGCCGCAGGCGUCUCGGCGGGAGAACCACGCCAGGGAUGUUCACAUCCUCAGCUUCGGGUUCCUGUUCGUUUUCUCUGCCUACAGCGCUGCGCAGAACUUGGAGAGCACUGUAAAUACUGUACGUUUCCUGCUACUCUUCCUCUUCCGUGUGAGUGGUUCCUGAUUGGUAUUCACUCCCUUUUGAUUCGAUUCAUUCGAGGUUUAUUCGGUUUAUUUCUCUCAACUGUGUGCCUAGUUCCAUACCUUCUGUCAUCCGUCUUGCCAUCGUUUGAUCUACUGUCAGGAGCUUGCUUCCGCCCCGGUCGUCCCCUUCGUCUCCCAAUGAAACUAGCGGCUUGCUGAUCUCUAUCUCUUGACAGGAGGAUGAUCUGGGCACGACAUCAUUGGGAAUACUGUACCUUUCCUUCACUUUCUUUUCGUUGACGGCAUCAUCUAUGGUCAAGUUCUUGGGAUCGAAGAAUGCGCUCGUUCUGGGCUCUACUGGUUACUGGCUGUUCAUCGCCUCGAAUCUGAAGCCCUGCUGGUUUGAACUACACAACUCCUGUACCCUGAACCAUGCAGAAUGUGAUUUAUUUUUAUUUCGACGACAAUGAUGAUGACGACGACGAUGAGAAACCUGGUUCUGGGCAAACCUUGGGGAGUGCAGGGCAUCUACCCACGGUUCUUCUGCUUUGCAGCGCCUCUUGGAUUUCUAGCACUAAUCAUUGGUUGCAGGUUUUUAGCUCAUCGAGCAGAUGCGAACAUCUCCGAGCUCGGAAAACAAGUGUCCAUAUAUGUUUCUCGAGAAAAUACUCUGUUUAUGAGAAGUUCAAGCCUUACUUUUUCUUCAGCUUUCCCAAUGAUAGAAGAGAUGGUAGGACGAUAGAUCCCUUAUGGGUACUGUGUAGCUGAUUGGAUUUACGGGGUGGGAGGAACCAUUUUUUGUGAACAAUAUUUUUUCUUGAUUGUAAUCGUCUUUACUGGUUGGCAAGACGGAUUUAUGGAUUAUUAGAAACAUCGCACCUCAUAUGAAGCUCAAAUGUGUUUCUUGGCUGUUCAUUUGCCCAAUUUUUUUCUAAGUUCUAGCCAUUUACUACAGGUACACCAUGGUUCCAGCAUCACUAUAUCUUGGUUACGCGGCAUCAAUAAUCUGGGUCGGACAGGUUAUUAGUCAACAUAUCCCCGAUUAUAUCUCGAACUUGUGUCUGUUUUUCAGUGAUCUGGGAUAUUAACAGGUUUAGCUUUAAAUGGAAAACCAGGGGACGUAUCUCACCUCUGCUGCACGCAGUCAUGCAAAGGAUUGCCAUUUACAGGAAGGGAAAGUUAUAGGCAACUUUAAUGGAGAGUUUUGGGGGAUGUUUGCUAGUACCCAGGUGAGUAAUCCUGAGCACUUCUCUCUGUCUGUCUGUCUGUCUACCCUUGGACCCGAUUCACUGCACUCUCACGUCUCCUAUAACGCCUACAUUCACAUAAACACCAAUUUCCAUGCAUCAUCACUCGGAUCUAUCCUUGGUUCCUGAUCCAUUUUGUGCUCUGAACCACGGUUUUGGCUUUCUCAGGUUGUAGGAAAUCUGGUCUCGCUUGCCUUGCUGGGAGGUGGAAAGGUCAGCCGCCUCUUCGAAGUCAUCUUCUCCCCCCUCCCCCCCCCCCCAUCGGUUAGGGAGCUCAGAUGUAGAUGCUGCCAUGGAUAUCUUGUCCAUGCCUCCUUCACGAAUGCCAUGGAUAUCUCCCCCAGCUGUGUUGCUGGUUCAGAAGUUAGAAUAUCAUCUUUCUUUUCCUACCAAAUGUCAGCUGAUCUGAAUGUCAGCUGCUCGUUUACAUGGCUUCUGGGUGGGAGAAUGAGAUCUUCAUUCGAUAUUAUUAUCUUUUUAUUAUAGUCAUGACGAUCUUUCUUUCAAUGUCUUAUGACGAUUUGGCUCCUGAAAACGCUGCAGGAUGGGGAAGGGUUCACGGGCGCGACGUUGCUGUUCUCUGUCUUCCUUGCUAGCAUGACGUUGGGCACCGUGCUCCUGUGCUUCCUGCACAAGAGGGACGACAGAGAAGAGCCUCUCUCUGAACCUUCUGCAACAGAUGAUCACUCUUCUGUGAAGUCCAUGUUGAGAUCAGUUGUAGCCCCGUUACUGGACAAGAAGAUGCUGCUGCUCGUCCCUCUUCUCGUGUAUUCGGGGCUGCAACAGGCAUAUGUAUGGUAAAGGAUACGCUUUAUUAUUUUAUUUUUUUCAUUUAAAUCAGCCCAUUAAUUCCUCAAUUAGUCAUUUUUCCUCCGUAUUAAUCAGGUCCGAACUGACCAAGCAUGUCAUAGCGCCCGCCUUCGGCGUGUCGGGCGUGGGUGGGGCGAUGGCGAUCUACGGGGCUUCUGAUGCUGUGGUAAGCCCGAGAGCCGGCGGCUGUGGCGGCCUUCAGGGUUGACCAUUUUGUCAUGGGCUUGAUCAUACUGUCAUGUUUUUUUUAUAGAACUCUUCCUGUUGGAUGUCUUCAUUUCUGCGUAAUGGGUUGUUCUUAUCGCUCAAAGAUUCGAUUUUUAUGCCGUUUGCUGUUGUUCCAGUGCUCGUUCGUCGCCGGGAGGUUCACAUCCGGCCUUCCGUCGAUAACCCUCACAGUUUCUAGCGGAUCGUUUCUUCAGAUGCUCGCCCUCCUCUGGCUUCUGCUGAAACACGGGCAACUCUCUCUCCCUCCCUCCCUCUCUCGGUCUCUCUGUCUCUCUCUCUUUCCCUCCCUCUCUCUUUCUGUCUGUCUCCCCCUCUCCCUCUCUCUCUCUCUCUCUCCCCAACUAGCCGAAAACCCACAUACACUAAUUAUUGUGCUGAAAUCGCAGCUUAUCCAGCGGUGAGCUUGGCUACGUCUACCCGCUGCUCAUCGCCGCCGUAUGGGGCGUCGGCGACGGCGUGUUCAAUACACAGCUGAACGCCCUCCUGGCCCUGCUUUUCCGGCGGAACAUGGUAAACCCGUUGACCAAAAUGCUCAACUGUUGAUCUACUGAUCUGUAGAGUCAACUCCCCUUCCCUGCGGGCUGUUAUUUGACCUUGUUUCGGUCUCCGUGUCGAACAACAACAGGAGGCGGCGUUCGCGCAGUUGAAGGUCUGGCAGAGCGCCUCCACGGCGGUCGUCUUCUUCCUUGGCCCCCACAUCUCCUUCCAGGCCAUGUCCCUGGUGAUGCUCUUCUCUCUCUUCCUCUCUCUACUGAGCUUCCUCUUCCUCGCUCUCCGCGUUGAACGUGUAUUCGCUCUCAGAUCCUGA
Messenger RNA from Spirodela intermedia, 3293 nucleotides. The record is from the annotation of a GenBank genome assembly. Lineage: Eukaryota; Viridiplantae; Streptophyta; Magnoliopsida; Alismatales; Araceae.